Messenger RNA from Penicillium longicatenatum, 1767 nucleotides. RefSeq lists its product as uncharacterized. The record is from RefSeq and is a predicted model, not a curated record. The transcript is spliced from 2 exons. NCBI's taxonomy places the organism in Eukaryota, Fungi, Ascomycota, Eurotiomycetes, Eurotiales, Aspergillaceae. Bases 1 to 1767 code for a protein of 588 amino acids.
AUGCUGUCCGUCGCCCGCCCUCCCGACCGGACUGCCUGGAUGAAUCAAGUGUGCAAUGGACCCGGGUGGCCUUCAUUCCCCAGCGAUCUGACCAUGCACUCCGUCAAGGACGACCAUCGACCACACUCGCAACAUUCCCUUCCCGACUCGGCUUCCGCUAGUCCCUCCCCAGCCAAGCUCCGUCGACGAGCCUCUCAAGGAUCCGUCCGCACCAAACCAUCUACAGUGUCCCGGUUUCUCUCCAAGGGCAGUGUAGCCGUCCACUUUCCUUCGUGGGAACAACGCAGCUCGGGUUCGCCGCUUCGAACUGAGUCCAGAACCCGGUCGAGCGAUUCUCGCCUGCGCCUGUCCACCACCGUGUCUCGCGGGCCGAGACCAUUGACAGCUUCGUCGACGCAAUCUUCGCCCUGGAACUCGCCCAAAUCGUUCCAGGGUGACUACCCCACUACAUUACCUCCCACUCCCCCAGAAGACGAUAACCACUUGGCGUGGGACCCAAAGUCCGAUAUGUUGUUGUUCGGACAUCCCCACCACGGCCCCGCGAUGAUGGAUGAUGGCCCAGGAAUGAACACAUCGCCUACUGGCCCCUCGGAUACAUUAAGCAGCCCAUCAGACGGGCUGUCUCACGGCUCGUCCAGUUCGGGUGGCAGUCCUGGUCCUCAUGACGAGAUGGACUGCCAGCAGGAUGUUGGGUCUUGGUUAGACCACGGAAUCAAUGUCACUGUGUCAUCAUUGGGAAUGUCAAACCCACGAUCGGAUGCCGUUAAAAUCGUCUCACAAACCCUUCCAUAUCCGCGUACUUCCGAUCAGUCCAUUUCCACGUCGAAGAACGACAGCAUCUUCUGCUCCAUCGUCCAGGCUGUCCACAACCACCUACAGCCCGGCCAAUCACCAUAUAUCAAUGUCACUCAUGCCGUUCCCGAACAAUUCAGCCUGUCCAAUCUUCCUCACUCUCCCCCAAGCACUCCUCGCUCUCCUACUGCCGCUGAAGACUACUUCAACGCUACCGUUUUCUCCAGCGCCGCAGUUGUUAGUGCUUACCACGAUUUUCGUGGCCCUCUCCAACGUCAUCUUUCCCACGUUCCCAUGCCCGUUGUUCCUCCCCACAGCGUUCACAUUUCCGUCCUGGAGCGGUAUCUUCCCCCACCCUCCGCCCAAGAGUACCGUGAUGUCUUCUGCCCCACCCGCCCAUCCUUCCUUGUCGAUCGUCUCUGUGAGCUGUCUCCAAACGGCGGCUCCCUUCUCUUCGUGUACCCGACCAAGAAAGGUGCAUCCACCUUCAAGUCACAAUACUUGGGCCCCAUCCUAGACCCUCUCCUGCGGCAACUUGUCGUGGUUAAUGGAUUGUCUGCCGAUGUAGGCCGCUACUUGGGCAAACUAUCAACAGUUUCUCAAAUGGACGAUUUCGCUACCAUGAAGGCGAACAUGAACUCUCUGUGUGAUGCUUUGAGCUCACCCUCCUCACAGUUCCAGGUUGCUGACGCUGGCCGGGCCAGCACCCAUCUGGACCGAAAUAUCUGGGUGGAAUGGUUCAUUCACCAAGAGAAGGCCCGUAUGAAGGAGGUGCUCAGCAUGCACUGGCAAAAUAGCCGUCGCCCGCCGGUCAACAAGCCCAUGAACUCAGGCAUGGGCGACACCAAAGAAGUCACUUCUGCCAUGCUGCUAAGUGAGAUCUUUGAAGGCAUCCGCAAGCGGCCUUAUGGCGAGGACAACGAGCCUCGCGAUGGGAUUGAGCUAGGUGUGUUCGUGAUUCGCCGAACCCAUUAA